CGCGCCCUCGCGCCCCGCGGUCCCGCCGCCGGCCCGGACAUGGCCGCCAACAUGUACAGGGUCGGAGACUAUGUCUACUUUGAGAACUCUUCCAGCAACCCAUACCUGAUCCGCAGGAUUGAAGAGCUUAAUAAGACAGCCAACGGGAAUGUGGAGGCCAAGGUGGUGUGUUUCUACAGAAGGCGGGACAUUUCCAGCAGCCUCAUCGCCCUGGCUGACAAGCAUGCAACCCUGUCAGUCUGCUAUAGAGCCGGACCAGGGGCGGACACCGGCGAGGAAGGGGAAGUGGAGGAAGAGGUAGAAAAUCCAGAGAUGGUGGACCUGCCGGAGAAACUUAAGCACCAGCUGCGGCAUCGGGAACUAUUCCUCUCUCGGCAGCUUGAGUCCCUGCCUGCCACCCACAUCAGGGGCAAGUGCAGUGUCACCCUGCUCAAUGAGACCGAGUCACUCAAGUCCUACCUGGAGCGUGAGGAUUUCUUCUUCUAUUCUCUAGUCUACGACCCACAGCAAAAGACCCUUCUGGCUGACAAAGGGGAGAUUCGUGUAGGAAACCGGUACCAGGCUGACAUCACUGACUUGCUGAAAGAAGGUGAGGAGGAUGGCCGAGAUCAGUCCAAACUGGAGACCAAGGUGUGGGAAGCCCACAAUCCUCUUGUGGAUAAGCAGAUUGACCAGUUCCUCGUGGUGGCCCGCUCUGUGGGCACCUUUGCACGGGCCCUGGAUUGCAGCAGCUCCGUGCGGCAGCCUAGCCUGCACAUGAGUGCCGCAGCAGCCUCCCGAGACAUCACCCUGUUCCAUGCCAUGGACACACUGCACAAGAACAUCUAUGACAUCUCCAAAGCCAUCUCGGCCCUUGUGCCUCAGGGUGGGCCGGUGCUCUGCAGGGAUGAGAUGGAGGAGUGGUCAGCAUCAGAAGCCAACCUUUUUGAAGAAGCAUUGGAAAAAUACGGGAAAGAUUUCACAGACAUUCAACAGGAUUUUCUCCCAUGGAAAUCGCUCACCAGCAUCAUUGAGUAUUACUACAUGUGGAAGACCACCGACAGAUACGUCCAGCAGAAACGUUUGAAAGCAGCUGAAGCAGAGAGCAAGUUAAAGCAGGUUUAUAUUCCCAACUAUAACAAGCCAAAUCCAAACCAGAUCAGCGUCAACAGUGUCAAGGCCAGUGUAGUGAAUGGCACAGGGACACCAGGCCAGAGCCCCGGGGCCGGCCGGGCCUGCGAGAGCUGUUACACCACACAGUCUUACCAGUGGUAUUCUUGGGGUCCCCCUAACAUGCAGUGUCGCCUCUGCGCAUCUUGUUGGACAUAUUGGAAGAAAUAUGGUGGCUUGAAAAUGCCAACCCGGUUAGAUGGAGAGAGGCCGGGACCAAACCGCAAUAACAUGAGUCCCCAUGGCAUCCCAGCUCGGAGCAGUGGGAGCCCCAAAUUUGCCAUGAAGACAAGGCAGGCCUUCUACCUGCAUACUACCAAGUUGACACGCAUUGCCCGGCGCUUGUGCCGUGAGAUCCUACGGCCAUGGCAUGCCGCACGCCACCCCUACAUGCCCAUCAACAGUGCAGCAAUCAAGGCUGAAUGCACAGCACGGUUGCCCGAGGCUUCCCAGAGCCCACUGGUGCUGAAGCAGGUAGUGCGGAAGCCCCUGGAGGCCGUGCUCCGGUAUCUGGAGACCCAUCCCCGCCCCCCUAAGCCUGACCCUGUGAAGAGUUCAUCCAGUGUGCUCAGCAGCCUGACCCCUGCCAAGUCAACCCCUGUCAUCAACAAUGGCUCUCCCACUAUCCUGGGCAAGAGGAGCUAUGAGCAGCACAAUGGGGUAGAUGGCAACAUGAAGAAGCGCCUCUUGAUGCCCAGUAGGGGUCUGGCAAACCAUGGGCAGACCAGGCACAUGGGACCAAGUCGGAACCUCCUGCUCAACGGGAAGUCCUACCCCACCAAAGUGCGCCUAAUCCGUGGUGGCUCCCUGCCUCCAGUCAAGCGGCGGAGAAUGAACUGGAUCGAUGCCCCAGAUGAUGUGUUUUACAUGGCCACUGAGGAGACCAGGAAAAUCCGCAAGCUGCUUUCAUCCUCAGAAACCAAGCGUGCUGCCCGCCGGCCCUACAAACCCAUUGCCCUGCGCCAGAGCCAGGCCCUGCCGCUGCGGCCACCCCCACCUGCACCAGUCAACGAUGAGCCCAUUGUUAUUGAGGACUAGGCGG
Messenger RNA from Acomys russatus (golden spiny mouse), 2191 nucleotides. RefSeq names its product metastasis associated 1 (gene Mta1). The record is from RefSeq and is a predicted model, not a curated record. Gene Ontology annotation, cellular component: nucleoplasm; NuRD complex. Gene Ontology annotation, molecular function: transcription corepressor activity; chromatin binding; histone deacetylase binding. The transcript is spliced from 21 exons. Lineage: Eukaryota; Metazoa; Chordata; Mammalia; Rodentia; Muridae. Bases 40 to 2187 code for a protein of 715 amino acids. Gene Ontology annotation, biological process: response to ionizing radiation; negative regulation of transcription by RNA polymerase II; double-strand break repair.